CUAUAGCACUUUUGUUUUUACGUGAAUCACAAGUUGGGCGGCGUUGGGGUGUUAUGGCUUCAAUGGAGUUCUGGGUUGUCCUUCAGUGUUGGUGUAGCAGUCUGUUUCCACUGAUGUGAAAUUUGGCACAAAGUACACACAAACAAGAGAUGACAAGCAAACGAGAGAGAAGCAACACUAUGAAAAUCUAUAAUUGGGGCAUGAUAUGCGCACCAUAAAUAGGCAAGGCAUCAACCACCUUACUAUUGCCCUCCCGAAAAACAUGAGACUUACAAAAAUUCCUGCCCCUCAUCCUCCACAAACUGUUGUCCCAACCCACCAGCAAACACCAAGGAAAAUCUGGGGUAAGAGAAGAAACCUAAGAAGAAGAAGAAAAAAACCCAACUGAGAAAUUGGAAAAAUGUUGCCAGAAAGGUGAAUUCUUGCAGGGGAAGAAGAACCAUUUGAAUUGUUGCAAAUUGCCACCAGAAUGACUGAAAAUGAAGACCCUGAGAAAAAAGGUGGUGUCUGGGCUUUGGAUCAACAGCUGGACCAGCCCAUGGAUGAGGAGGCUAAGAAGUUCAGUAACAUGUCCGAGGACAAGAAAUGUUCAUCAAUAACGGUUCUGCAGCUUGCAUUUCAAAGCCUUGGUGUGGUCUAUGGAGAUUUGGGCACAUCUCCUUUGUAUGUUUUCUAUAAUACAUUUCCUUAUGGAAUUGACGAGCCAGAUGAUUUACUUGGAGCUUUAUCGGUUGUUAUAUAUUCCCUCACUCUUAUUGCACUGUUGAAGUAUGUUCUUAUUGUCUGUAGAGCAAAUGACAAUGGUCAAGGUGGAACAUUUGCUCUUUAUUCAUUACUUUGUCGACAUGCAAAAAUAAAGACUGUUCCUAACCAAGACCAAAGUGAUGAGGAGCUAACAACAUAUAGCCGUUCUACAUUUGGUGAGCAAUCAUUUGCUGCAAGCACUAAGAGAUGGUUGGAGGGACAUGCAUUGAUUCAGAACGUACUUCUUAUUCUUGUCCUGAUUGGCUCUUGUAUGGUGAUAGGGGAUGGGAUUCUGACUCCAGCCAUAUCAGUUCUGUCAGCAGUUGGUGGGAUCAAUUGUUGCCGGUAUCAUAUUAGUAAUGACAUAGUCGUGGUUGUUGCUGUUGUUAUACUGGUAAUUUUGUUUAUCAUGCAACAAUUUGGUACACAGAAAUUUGGUUGGCUGUUUGCACCAAUUGUUCUCCUUUGGUUUCUCUUAAUUGGAGGAAUUGGCAUCUUCAACAUUUGGAAAUAUGAUACUAGCAUUUUGAGAGCUUUUUCACCUGUGUAUGUGAUAGCAUUUUUUCGAAAGGGUGGUAUAGAUGGGUGGGCAUCUCUCGGAGGUAUCAUGCUUUGUAUAAAUGGAACAGAAACUCUUUUUGCUGACGUAUCCCAUUUCCCAGUCCUGUCCGUACAGAUUGCUUUCACAUUAGUUGCAUUUCCUUGCCUUCUUUUAGCCUACUCUGGUCAAGCUGCCUACCUUAUGAAAUAUCCACAUCAUGUGUUCGGGGCUUUUUAUUACUCUAUUCCAGAAAGCAUAUACUGGCCUGUGUUUAGUGUUGCAACUGCAGCUGCUAUUGUUGCAAGUCAGGCCACCAUAACUGCAACUUUUUCAUUAAUCCAGCAGGCCCUUGCGCUUGGCUGUUUCCCAAGAGUCAAAGUUGUAUAUACAUCAAGGAGCCAUCACCAGAUAUAUAUUCCAGACAUUAAUUGGAUUCUUAUGAUUCUAUGCAUUUCUGUGACAGCUGGAUUUAAAAAUCAAAGCCAAAUUGGGAACGCUGCUGGGACGGCUGUUGUCAUAGUCAUGUUGGUAACCACAUUUCUUAUGAUUUUAGUCAUGAUAUUAGUGUGGCGCUGCCAUUGGACUCUUGUACUCAUUUUCGCUUGCUUAACAUUGGUAGUGGAGGGCACUUACUUUUCUGCAGUACUCCUUAAGGUCAAUCAAGGUGGGUGGGUUCCUCUUGUGAUUGCGGUAGCCUUCUUUAUCGUUAUGUAUGGCUGA
Prunus avium (sweet cherry) is the source of this 2005-nucleotide messenger RNA. Lineage: Eukaryota; Viridiplantae; Streptophyta; Magnoliopsida; Rosales; Rosaceae. The record is from RefSeq and is a predicted model, not a curated record.